This is a messenger RNA of Cylindrotheca closterium, 1341 nucleotides long. The record is from the annotation of a GenBank genome assembly. Lineage: Eukaryota; Bacillariophyta; Bacillariophyceae; Bacillariales; Bacillariaceae.
AUGAUGGAAGAAGACCCUGAUCAAAGCUCUUCAGCAGCUGACGAUAUUGUCACUAGUGCUGCUAGUGGUGACACGGCUGAUAUCCUUGCAGAGCUGGAUGACCUUGCCAUUUCAUCCAAUACAGCGGAAAAGUCGAAGCCUUCAACAGGCGAUUCAGCGCCACAACCUAAGACUUCCUCAAGCCCUGCCGGCGCCGCUUCUCCAGCACCAUCAACCUCAAAUACUUCUUCUAGCAAUGCUUGGAGUUGGAAUAUUCUUCCUGAAGGCUUGACCAGUAGUAUUACCGGAGCAGCAGCUGAUGUGGAGGCGGUCAUGGAUGGCGAGAAUGCCGACUUGGGUGCCACCAAGGCGGAUAUUCAGGAAAUGGAAUCUGCCAUUGCCUCGGCCGAGGAGGUCGUGUCCUCUGCCAUGUUUUCCGCCUUUUCGUCCAUGACAGAGACCUUGGUUGGACCGACAACUAGCAUGGCUGGAAAGAAGAAGAAAUUAAAGAAAAAGGGUGGCAUUCCUGUUGAUGAUUCUGAUUUGGAUGCAUUGACAACAGGACAAAGCCGAGAUUCAGAAGACGUUGCAAAGAAGUCUGACAACAGCGCUGCCGGUGUAUCAGUGCAGAAGAGUGGCAAACCAGUAGAUAUGGACGGAACUGCUGCCGGAGCGUCAACUGCAGGAUGGGCAUCGUGGACGGAUGCACUAGCAACCGAUACCAGUGAGUUGGCCACCUCCAUUUUACCAAAUUUUCCGGCUCCACCACCACUGGACGCGGAUGGGAAUGAAAUUCCGCAGCCAAAGGAAGAAAAAGAAACUUCCGAUACUGUGGCAUCCUCCUCCUUAUGGUCAGCUUUCAGCGCGGUUUCUGACACAUUCAUGCAGACCGCAUCAAACGAUUCUACUGGAAACUCAAAGUCUGGUUCGGGUGCCCAAUCUUCCAAUAUGUUUAUGCAACUGUACACUUCCAAGGUGAACCAGGCUGCCGAAUGGAUUGAAGAUCUGGAAAACGAAGAAAAUUCCAAGGAUCCGUACAAACACUUGAAGCAGCAUCUGAAGGACUUCCUCAAGGAUCGCCCGACUGGCACAUACGAAGGUUGGAUUCAAAAAUGGGUGCAAGAACAGGGAUGGGGAGAAGACGAAGAUGAAGGAACAAAUGGCGACGUAAAUGAGGGUGAUGCCGAGGAAAGCACUGCCCCCGUUUUUAUUGAUCCAUCCUACUACAAGGAAGAGAGUAUUCACCGCAACUUUUGGAACGAAAAAAAUUAUGCGGAUGGGAUUGAAGUGGAAGAUGAAAAUGCUCCACGAAAGUAUGUCAAGGCCCGAGCUUCAUCGGGUGGGAAGCGCAUGUCCCAGUAG